CUCGCAAACCCCACACAACUCGCAAGCAUGUCCGUCGGCCAGAAGAUCCCUGACACGAAGAUGAUGGAGGUCGAGUGGGACGACUCGCUCGUCGACUCGGGCGCGUGCGGCAAGCCGAGCGCCUUCCAGACGCAUGAGAAGUGGGCCGGCAAGAAGGUCGUCGUCAUCGCCGUGCCCGGCGCGUUCACGCCGACCUGCCACGCCAACCACAUUCCUGACUUCGUGAAGCAGGCCAACGACUUCGCCAGCAAGGGCUACGAGGUCUACGUCAUUGCCGCCAACGACCCCUUCACCAUGUCGGGCUGGCGCACGGCCCUCGGCGCCAAGGGCGAGCUGCACUUUGCGUCGGACAUCGACAUUGCCUUCUCCAAGGCGCUCGGCUCGACGGCCGACCUCUCGGCCAUGGGCUUCGGCAUGCGCACGGGCCGCUACGCCGCCGUCAUCGACGACCUCGUGCUCAAGUCGUUCGACGCCGAGUCGUCGCCCGGCGAGGUCAACGUGUCGAGCGCCAAGUCGGUGCUCGGCAAGCUCUAAGCUGCUCUGCUCUGC
Molecule: messenger RNA, 549 nt
Organism: Tilletiopsis washingtonensis
Lineage: Eukaryota; Fungi; Basidiomycota; Exobasidiomycetes; Entylomatales
Product: Redoxin
Exons: 9
Coding region: 28-534 (168 amino acids)
Biological process (GO): cell redox homeostasis; cellular response to oxidative stress; hydrogen peroxide catabolic process
Cellular component (GO): cytoplasm; mitochondrion; peroxisome
Molecular function (GO): thioredoxin peroxidase activity
Source: RefSeq, a predicted model, not a curated record